AUGGACAUUGUCACAACGACGACAACUUCUCAAGAAGUUGUGGUAGCAGCAGCAGCCACAGACGACAAACUUGAUCUAGCACUCCAACCCUCACCAGAAGAUCAGGACGAAGAAACUCAGAAACAUCAACUCAACUGGACCGGAUCGACAGGGCGCAACACCUCCUACUUCAGCACCGUCUCAAGGGUUACAACGUGCCACGACGAGCGAGCGCCGCUACAAUUCGUCGUCGUCGCCAUUGACUUCGGGACCACAUUCAGUGGCUACGCUUUCAGCUUCACAAAAGACGUCGACAGCAUUCACGUAAUGAGAAAAUGGGAGGGGGGCGAUCCGGGUGUCACCAACCAAAAAACGCCCACCAUUUUGCUGCUGACACCAGAAAAGAACUUCCAUUCUUUCGGAUUUACGGCCAGAGAUUUCUAUCACGAUCUUAGCCAGAAGGAGGCAAAGAGGUGGCUGUAUUUCGAGAAGUUCAAGAUGGCGCUCCACUACAAUGCGGAUUUGACCAGUGAAACUGAAAUUCAAGCAGCCAAUGGCGUUUCGAUGAAGGCUAUAGAUGUCUUUGCACAUGCGCUAAAAUUCUUCCGAAACCACGCGCUCCUUGAAAUAAGCGAGCAGAGUAACACGCCUUUAAACGAAGACGAUAUAAGGUGGGUGAUCACGGUACCGGCCAUUUGGAAGUCUCCAGCCAAACAAUUCAUGCGUGAAUCAGCGUACAAGGCCUGCAUAGCAUCCCAGGAAAAACCAGACCAAUUAAUAAUCGCCUUGGAACCGGAAGCAGCUUCAGUUUUCGUCAGACGCCAAAGAUUAAAACAACUAAUUCCGGAAGUGGUGGACGAGCUGAAAGACGCUCGUCACGCAGCUGCAGCUGCAACUAACGCAGCCACAGCUGCUGAAAGAGCAACUAACGCAGCCACAGCUGCUGCAGGAGCUUCAUCUCCAUCGCCGACGACAAAAUCGCCCCCAUUCAUGGUGGCCGACUGUGGUGGUGGAACAGUUGACAUCACAGUUUACGAGAUGCUCUCAGCCACUGGGGGUCAACUCAAAGAGGUUUACAAAGCCACUGGUGGCCCAUACGGAUCGAUUGGAGUCGACUUGGCGUUUGAGAAACUCCUAGAGGAUAUAUUCGGCCGGGAUUUCAUCGACAUUUUGAAACUGAAACGACCCGCGGGUUGGGUUGACCUCAUGAUGGCCUUCGAGUCUCGAAAGAGGGCUGCCAACCCCUUCAAAACCAAGCCCCUUAAUGUUUCACUGCCCUUUUCCUUCAUUGAUUACCAUAAAAAGUUCAGGAACUCUACUGUGGAAUCGGCAGUACGAAAAUACAACAGCAAAUACGUCAAAUGGUCGUCACAAGGCAUGCUGAGGUUGAUGCCAGAAGCCAUGGAGGCUCUAUUUCAACCAACGCUGGAUAAUAUAACUGCUGCUAUUAAUAGCGUUAUGUCGCAAGCUGAAGUUGUAGGUCUGUUUGUAUGUUUGUUUGUAUGUUUGUGUGAAUGUUUGUAUGUUUGUUUGUGUUUGUGUGAAUGUUUGUAUGUUUACAGAGUGAAAAUUCUGAUACCGAACGAUGUAUCUAUGGCCAUCUUGAAAGGAGCAGUGAUAUAUGGAAUAGAUCCGUCCGUAGUAGUGAUCCGGAAGUCGAGAUUGACUUACGGGUUGGGGGUCUUAAACAGAUUUAUCGAAGGCAAACAUCCUGAAAGCAAGAAAGCAAUAAAAGAUGGAACGCCCUGGUGUGUUGACGUGUUUGACCCUCUGGUCUUCGCCAACCAAUCAGUAGCUUUAGGUUCGUCUGUCAUAAGAAGUUACACGCCAGCAAGCCUGGACCAGAAGUACAGUCUGUUCCACAUUUACUGUUCGGAAGAUAGGGAUGUAAGUUACGUCACAGACGAGGGCGUAGCCAAGUGCGGCACCCUUCGGCUCGACCUUGACAACCACCAAUGGGAGUUAGAGUCCAACCCACGAGAAAUUCAAGCCAGACUGACUUUCGGCGAUACGGAGAUAAAAAUAGUGGCCCUGGAUGUGGCCACAGGAAACUACGUCAGAGCCACUCUCGACUUUCUAAAUAAAUAA
Messenger RNA from Helobdella robusta, 2067 nucleotides. RefSeq lists its product as hypothetical. The record is from RefSeq and is a predicted model, not a curated record. NCBI's taxonomy places the organism in Eukaryota, Metazoa, Annelida, Clitellata, Rhynchobdellida, Glossiphoniidae. The coding region runs from base 1 to 2067 and encodes 688 amino acids. The transcript is spliced from 15 exons.